GUUUCCUUAUGCUCUCUAAGAUCUGUGGCUUGGGAACCCUCGAAGAACAAAACAAAAAUCAUGCCACGGCUACUAGUUGCAGCCUGUUGUUUGUAACUUGAGGUGGUCCACGUGGCUGUGAGUUUCCAAACCUCUCAGACCAUCUUGAGUGGAGGAGUCAUUGAGGUGGUGGCUCCGGCAGUGUAUGGUUUCUCCUGCGAUGCUGCGGAUGGCCUGAAGCUCUUUUUCGCUGGUUUGCAAUCCUGUGAGACGUUGGACGAGGGCUUCCGAUUGAUGCUGAACCAGAGUGUCUCGCCCGGCAGCUACGCCUUCCUCAUUGGCAUGCGAACGCCCAGCUUCACGCCCUACACGAACUUGUUUGAUUUGCUGCUCAAAGACUUGGAGGGCAAGGUGGUGGACGCACGUUUGGCGCUGCCGGGGCCGCGGCUCAUCCCGGGGCUCACCUUGGAUCUCCCGGUGCUCACGUUCGCGCGCUCGCAGCCGGGCAGCGACGCGGAGAUCCGCGUGACGUUGAAGGUGGUUCAAACCUUGGAUCCCUUGCAGGUGCUGGGGCCCUUCCGGUCGGUGCAGAUCGCGGUGCCCGAGCGCUUUACCCUCAUCGUGCGAGAGCCGGUGACCAACUACGAUGGUUUGCCAACGCCGGAAGUGAGUUGGUAUCACUUGUACUUUCUGGAGAAACUGGUGCGCGUCGACUUGGUGGCAGAUGGUGCAGAAGAGAUCCCCCAGAUCCCGGCCAAAGACUACCGUCUCGGUUUCAAGGUGCGGUUGCCGGAAUUCUGGAUGCCCAGUGUUAAUGUUUGGACGGUCUCUCUGUGUCGAGAUCUUUCAUGCUCCGACUUGAUCACCUCCUUGCCAAUGGCCGGAUUUGAAUUUGGAGACCCUGGCUUCGAACAAGAGGAGGAGGUGGUGGAUCUUCAGCCUGGCCACGCGCAAGGUCUGUUGAAUAGAUUGAAUUUCUUGAUUUUAAUAAUAUUCAUUUAA
This is a messenger RNA of Durusdinium trenchii, 981 nucleotides long. The record is from the annotation of a GenBank genome assembly. Lineage: Eukaryota; Dinophyceae; Suessiales; Symbiodiniaceae.